Messenger RNA from Malassezia restricta, 1827 nucleotides. RefSeq names its product transcription initiation factor TFIID subunit 12. The transcript has 2 exons. The record is from RefSeq and is a predicted model, not a curated record. Bases 1 to 1827 code for a protein of 608 amino acids. NCBI's taxonomy places the organism in Eukaryota, Fungi, Basidiomycota, Malasseziomycetes, Malasseziales, Malasseziaceae. Gene Ontology annotation, biological process: RNA polymerase II preinitiation complex assembly; DNA-templated transcription initiation. Gene Ontology annotation, cellular component: transcription factor TFIID complex; SAGA complex; SLIK (SAGA-like) complex. Gene Ontology annotation, molecular function: protein heterodimerization activity; TBP-class protein binding; DNA binding.
AUGGGCUCCAACGGCCCUCCGGGAAACGGCGGUCUGCCGCCUACACAACCGAAUAUCGGCAUGCAAGGACGUCCACAGCAGGUGAAUCCUGGUAUGCAAAUGAAUGCCUUGCAGGGAUUGCAGCCGAUGCUUGUAAACAAUCCAGAAUUUCUGGCCAUUGUGAACGCCGCGCGUCAAGGCCGCGUGAGUGAAGAGCAAUUACAACAGAUCCGCAGCAUUAUUGCUCAGCAACAAAGACAAAACGCUGUACAGCAAAUGAAUGUGGCUCGGCCUGUGCAACCACAGAUGUAUGGAACCGACGCCAGCGCUGUGGCUCAGCAAAAUGCUACUUUCAUGCAGCAACAACAGGCGCAAGCCAAGCCAUCUGGUAUGCCCUCUAUGCCAAAUCAGCCGCAACUUCCUCGUCAUGAGGCUACACUUAUGGAGAAUUUCAAUCGUGUCAUGUCGCCUCUGAUGCUCAAUAUCUCACAGCUAGAAGCAUCUCUUCAAAAUCCCGCUGUCUCUGCACAAGAAAAGCAGCAGCAACAAAAUUUAUACAAUGAGCUGAAAAGCAAGCAGCUGAGCUUAGCCAGGCAGGUGGCCAUGGCUCGUGAGCAGGCGAGAGCCAAGGAUCAACAACAAUUUCAACUCCUGCUUCAGCAGAAACAACAACAAGCCCAACAAGUGAAACAAUCUCAGCCUCAACAGGCACAAAACCAAUCGCUAGCUCAGCAAAUUUCACAGCAGCAGCUGCAUCAGCAUCAGCAGCAGCAACAACAAAAGCAACAUCCCUCGAUCCCGUUGCAACAGGCGCAGCAACCGGCGCUGGCUCAACAAAAACAAGGGCAGACUCAGACACCGAUUCUCACGCAAAACCCUGUCGCAUCUCAAUCUACGUCGCGACCUGUGAAUCCCAACUUACAGUCUAUUUCAGCGGCACAGGAAAAAGGGCAGGGAAGCUUGCCAUCAACGCCUCAGAGUCAGCAUAAGUCUGUCUCUGACUCAACCACAAGAAAUGCGUCGCAACAAGAUACGCCAACGACGAUAGCAAAUGCACAGGCUGCCGCUGUGAUGCGGCCCACCGGCUCGCAUGGCAGCUGGUCGAAUGGUACUUCUGCUGCUGCCAUUACGCCCACGUCUUCUCUUCUUCCUAAUGGGCAAAACCCCGUCUCUACAUCAAGUUCUCUGGCUUCGGUGAUUGCGCAACAAACUGCAACGCCACAACCCUAUCCCAAUGCGUCUGGUCCCCGCCCCACUCUUAUGCAGGGCCUGGGAUCAUCACCCGUAACAAAUACACCACCUGUACUAGUGCGCCCGAAUCCUUUGGGCAGAGGGAACGGUCUCAACAAGUCUAUUUCUUCGUCAAACCCUGGUCGUUCGAACAAUCUAGACGACAUCUUGGGUGUGUCGGAUCAAGGCAAUGCUGAUGAAAACCUUCAGCUGGGCCUGGAAAGUGAAACGAUCUCUACGCAACUAGCUGAUCUUUUGGGCACGUCCUCGUCUUCACUCAGUCCCAGCGGUGCUGCAGGAACGAAUCGUUUGCUCACGAAGCGCAAGGUGCAGGAACUUGUGAGUGAAAUUGACCCAAGUGAGCAGCUGGAAGGCGAUGUUGAAGAUCUGUUACUGGAGAUCGCUGAUGAAUUCAUCGAGAGCGUUACAUCGUUUGCAUGCCGACUUGCAAAGCACCGAAAGAGUGAUCGUCUUGAAGUUAAGGAUAUUCAGUUGCACCUUGAGCGCAACUGGAACCUUCGCGUGCCUUUUCCAGGAUCCAUGCCUAUUCCGCCAACGCGUUUCAAGGCACCAACCACGUCGAAGAGUAAUAAUGCUGGUGGUGGGUCGACGACCUAG